Funneliformis mosseae is the source of this 519-nucleotide messenger RNA. Lineage: Eukaryota; Fungi; Glomeromycota; Glomeromycetes; Glomerales; Glomeraceae. The record is from the annotation of a GenBank genome assembly.
AUGAAUAAUCCAUUAGACGAAAUCUCAAAUGUUUUAUAUAACAUCUUUACUAAUCCUGAUAAAUCCGCCUUAGAAAAGGAGGUCAAAAGAACUUUUACUCACAAUUCUGAAUUUAAACAUUUUUUAGCAACUGUUCCUGCUGGAAUUGGAUCCAGAGAAAAAAUCAUUUCCCAUUAUAAAUUUUUCCGAGGAUUUUACCGGAGUAAUACUCUAGAUAUCCAUGAAAAGUGGUUUAAUGAACCAUCUGGCAGGAUGGUCCUUGAUGUGACUGAAUAUAUCCAAUUUAUUUAUUCUCCAUGGAGACAGACUCCUUUAAGGCUUUACAUCAUUUUUAACCUUCAAAAAAACGAAGGAGGAAAAUACUUUAUUAAUAGGCAUGAAGAUUUAUGUCAACCUGAAGAUUUACUUGGAGUGUAUAUUCCUUACGUUGCACCUACGUUAUUAGUAAUGACUAAAAGGGCAAUUUCAUUCAUUACGAUGCUUGUUGGCUCAACUUUUAAUUCAAUUGGGUGGUGCUGA